Gavialis gangeticus (Gharial) is the source of this 3929-nucleotide messenger RNA. It is a transcript of the gene TOP3A, whose product is annotated as topoisomerase (DNA) III alpha. The transcript has 19 exons. Lineage: Eukaryota; Metazoa; Chordata; Crocodylia; Gavialidae. Gene Ontology annotation, biological process: DNA topological change. Gene Ontology annotation, molecular function: DNA topoisomerase type I (single strand cut, ATP-independent) activity; zinc ion binding; DNA binding. The coding region runs from base 20 to 3082 and encodes 1020 amino acids. The record is from RefSeq and is a predicted model, not a curated record. Gene Ontology annotation, cellular component: chromosome; nucleus.
ACGUGGGGAUGUGCGGGCCAUGAACCGGGCGCUCCGGCUGGUCGCUCGCGGCCUAGGAGCGCUGUCGGGGCCCGCGAGGCGGUGGAGCGACGCGGCCACCAUGCCGCUGCAGCGGGUGCUGUGCGUGGCCGAGAAGAACGACGCGGCGCGGGGCAUCGCCGACCUGCUGUCGGGCGGCCGAGUGCGGCGGAGAGAAGGCUUGUCCAGGUUCAACAAGAUCUAUGAAUACAACUAUCAUCUGUUUGGCCAGGAUGUUACUAUGGUGAUGACAUCUGUUUCGGGCCAUUUGCUGAAUCAUGAGUUUAAGACUGCAUUUCGCAAAUGGCAUAGCUGCAACCCCCUGGUGCUCUUUGACGCUGAGAUUGAGAAAUAUUGCCCUGAAAACUACGUGGAUAUUAAGCGGACCCUAGAACGAGAAAUCCGGCAAUGCCAGGCUCUGGUGAUCUGGACUGAUUGUGAUCGAGAAGGAGAGAACAUUGGCUUUGAGAUCAUCCGUGUCUGCAAAGCUGUUAUGCCAAGCCUUCAAGUGUUCCGAGCCCGUUUUUCUGAGAUCACACCACAUGCUGUUCGAGUUGCCUGUGAGAACCUCACCCAGCCUGAUCAGAACAUUAGUGAUGCUGUCGAUGUCAGACAGGAGCUGGAUCUCAGAAUAGGUGCUGCCUUCACCAGAUUCCAGACCCUGAGGCUCUCCAGAAUCUUCCCUGAUGUCCUGGCAGAGCGGUUAAUCAGCUAUGGUAGCUGCCAGUUUCCAACUCUGGGAUUUGUGGUAGAAAGGUUUAAAGCCAUACAGGCCUUUGUUCCUGAAGCCUUCUAUAAAAUAAAAGUGACUCACAAACGUGAGGAUGCCAUUGUGGACUUCAGCUGGAAGAGGAAUCGACUCUUUAACCACACAGCAUGCCUUGUCCUCUACCAGAUGUGUAUGGAGGAUCCAGUAGCCACUGUUGUCAUGAUUGGUAGCAAACCAAAAAGCAAGUGGAGGCCCCUGCCUCUGGACACAGUGGAACUGGAGAAGCUGGCAUCCCGCAAACUGAAAAUAAAUGCCAAAGAGACCAUGAGAAUGGCAGAAAAGCUCUAUACUCAAGGGUACAUAAGCUACCCCCGAACUGAGACCAACAUGUUCCCCAAAGAAUUAAGCCUGUCUGCACUGGUACAGCAGCAGACCCAAGAUCCAAACUGGGGAGCUUUUGCACAAAGAAUUCUAGACCAGGGUGGGCCAACACCUAGGAAUGGUUCCAAAACCGAUCAGGCUCACCCCCCCAUUCACCCCACCAAAUACACCUGUAACCUGCAGGGGAAUGAGCAGAGACUGUAUGAACUCAUCGUGCGUCAUUUCUUGGCUUGCUGCUCUCAAGAUGCCAAAGGACAGGAAACUACUGUGGAGAUUGAUAUUGCCAAUGAGCGGUUUAUUGCUCAAGGGCUAAUGAUCCUUGCCAGAAACUACCUGGAUGUGUACCCAUAUGACAAGUGGAGUGACAAGGUCAUCCCAGUGUAUGAGAGAGGGUCUCGUUUUCAACCUACCACGGUGGAGAUGGUGGAUGGGGAGACCAGCCCGCCCCAGCUCCUCACAGAAGCUGAUCUCAUUGCACUCAUGGACAAACAUGGCAUUGGGACUGACGCCACUCAUGCUGAGCACAUUGAGACCAUCAAGGCACGAAUGUAUGUGGGGCUCACUCCAGAGCAGAGGUUCCUUCCAGGCCAUCUGGGCAUGGGGCUGGUAGAAGGUUACGAUUCCAUGGGCUACGAGAUGUCAAAGCCUAACCUUCGAGCUGAGUUGGAGGCUGACCUGAAACUGAUCUGCGAGGGAAAGAAAGACAAGGCUGUAGUACUGAGGCAGCAGAUAGAGAAGUACAAGCAAGUCUUCAUUGAAGCAGUGGCCAAAGCCAACAAGCUGGACCAGGCUUUGUCUCAGUACUUUGGAACAGUCAGAGAAGUGGCUCAAGGAGAGGAGCUCUACCCCGAAACACCAGCUGCCAUCCGGAAAUGUCCUCGGUGCAACAAUGACAUGGUCCUAAAGACUAGGAAGAAUGGAGGGUUUUACCUUGGCUGCAUGGGAUAUCCUGCUUGCAAAGCUGCUGUCUGGUUUCCUGACUUUGUGCUGGAAGUCAGCAAGGACGACAGCGUCUGUGCUGUGUGCAAGCCCCAUCCAGUUCAGAGGCUGAAAUUUAAGCUCAAGCAAGGGAGUGCCCCCCCUCUCCUGCCCCUGGAAUUUGUUGGCUGCAUCGGAGGCUGCGACAAGUUGCUGAGAGACACCUUGGACCUGCAGUAUUUACAAGGAUUGCCCCGACCUGCAUCAGCAGCCGGCCAGGCAGACAACCACCUGCAAGUCAGCCACUCCUUUAACCAAAUGGCUAGCAAUGAGAAUGGCCACAGGAGGCCAGCCACAAACCCGCCAGUUGGGUUCCUAGGACCCAGGGCCACGAGGCUGCCCAGCACUGCUCCUUGCCUGGCUGUAGCUGUAGCUGCUGACGAGAACAAUGCAGUGAUGUGCAACUGCGGGCAGGCGGCAGUGCUGCUCACCGUGCGGAAGGAUGGGCCCAACCAAGGCAGGCAGUUCUACAAGUGCAGUGCUAGCAGCUGCAACUUCUUCCUGUGGGCGGAUCAGCAGGCCGAGGACAGGAACAAUGCAGCACCUGGGGGCUUUGCAUCGCCAGCUUCCUUUGGUGAAAGGUCCCCUAUGGGCUUCCACAGCCCAGAAGGAGGGAGAGGCCAGGGACACUACCAGAGCAGCAGUCGAGAUGCUGGAGGAGGGGGCAGCAAUGUUUGCAACUGCAACCAGCCAGCUAUCACACGCACGGUCCAGAAGGAUGGACCCAACAAAGGGCGGCAGUUCCACACUUGCCCAAAGCCCUGGGACCAGCAGUGCGGCUUCUUUCUGUGGGCAGACGAGAAUGUGGCCCCAGGGGCAUCUGUGGACUUCUCUUCAAACCAUUUUGGGGACCAGGGGUUCCCAAGAGGAGCAGGAAGCAAAGCUAAAAGACCAGAUAAUUUCUCCUCGAAGGGGCCAACCGUGAAGAGACCACGGACCUGUGGGAUUUGCCACCAGCCUGGUCACACCAGGAAGACUUGUCCCCAGAACCACUGAGGGAGGCAGGACACCCUUACGGAAGCAAACUGAACAAUCUGGAGUCCUGGGGUAUGUCAGUAGUGGGCAAAUGGAUUUUAAAAGCCAGUGUGCAGCAGAGAUUCCUCACGUGCCUGCCUUCCUGGAAAUGGUGGCUAAGAAAUCUGCCUGCUGCUGGUGACGGAGCAUACUCCACGCACCACAAACCGCUGGAGGCUUCAUUCGGCUCCAGUUGAAAGCUGGACUCACUUCUGAAGGAGGCUCAGCUGCUGUCUCUUGGAUGAUUUAUGGGAGAGUUUGUCUUAAGCACUAUAUUUACAGGCACAUGAUGGGUCUGUUCCUAGACAGCUUUGGACAAGAUGCUAUAGUGUUGGCUGCUCUCCUGAAGGGCAGAAAAGAAAAGCUGCUAACUUAAGAGCUGACUGCUACUGAACAGUGGCUGUUGUGUUUGGGGGGGAAGGGGAGCACCACGGUUAGUAAAAGAACAAAAAUCCAUCUUUUAGGGUGAUGGAGUAGUCAGGUUGAUGCCGUCUACAGUGCCAGCUUCACAUAAUCCUCAACAUGGGACUUCAUACGUUCAAUUACCCUUCAAUGUUCAUAUCACACAUAAGAUGGGAAAAGGCUAUACUGACUGACCUGCUCCACUGUUUCCAGCUCUGUCCCUUGCCUCUGAAUGGGAAGAGCUGCAGGGAAAGCCAGUCUUGGCUCUGUCUUCCAAAGGCAAAGCUCCAUGUAAAGGGCCAGGAAAUGAGCUGUGAUCCACAUUCACUCAAGCUGUCAGAGGAAGGAGAGGGAGCUGCUGGCUCACACAGUUCAUUUUGAUCAGGUCACCAUGCUUUUGAUUAAAAGGAGAAUUUUUUUUAACUUG